Messenger RNA from Suncus etruscus (white-toothed pygmy shrew), 1851 nucleotides. RefSeq names its product CCZ1 homolog B, vacuolar protein trafficking and biogenesis associated (gene CCZ1B). NCBI's taxonomy places the organism in Eukaryota, Metazoa, Chordata, Mammalia, Eulipotyphla, Soricidae. Gene Ontology annotation, biological process: vesicle-mediated transport. Gene Ontology annotation, cellular component: Mon1-Ccz1 complex; intracellular membrane-bounded organelle. The record is from RefSeq and is a predicted model, not a curated record.
GGGCCGGGGCCGGACCGGGAUGGCGGCUGGCGGCGGGGGCCGGGGCCGGGGCCCGGGCUGGGCGGCCCCCCAGGAGAAGCAGUUCCCGCCGGCGCUGCUGAGCUUCUUCAUCUACAACCCGCGCUUCGGGCCGCGCGAAGGCGAGGAGGAAAAUAAGAUUUUGUUUUACCAUCCCAAUGAAGUAGAAAAGAAUGAGAAGAUCAGAAACGUGGGUUUGUGCGAGGCGAUCGUGCAGUUCACAAGAACCUUCAGUCCCUCAAAACCUGCAAAGUCGUUACACACGCAGAAGAAUCGGCAGUUCUUCAAUGAACCAGAAGAGGACUUUUGGAUGGUCAUGGUUGUUCGGAACCUAUACAUUGAAAAGCAGAGUAAAGAUGGAAAACCAAUUGUUGAAUACCAAGAGGAAGAAUUGUUGGACAAGGUUUACAGCUCGGUGCUGCAACAGUGCUACAGCAUGUACAAGCUCUUCAAUGGCACGUUUCUGAAGGCCAUGGAGGACGGCGGGGUCAAGCUCCUGAGAAGAUUAGAGAAGUUCUUCCAUCGGGUGAGUGACGUGAACUUCAUGAACCACUGUAGCCCUGUUGGAACAGCUUUUAGGAACUACGCAAACAAGAUGCUUUUUUUUUUUUUUUUUUGCUUCUUUGCUUUAACGGUCAUGGAUAGUCACUCUCCUACCUCCUGGCCCCUGUUUAUCUUAUUUGCAGGACUCUGCAUUUGGCAGUCCUGUGACUUACUUGACAUUUUUGGUGGAAUCAGCUUCUUCCCCUUGGAUAAAAUGACUUACUUGAUCCAGUCGUUCAUUAAUAGGAUGGAGGAAAGUCUUGAGCAUUCAAAAUACACUGCCUUUCUCUACAACGACCAGCUCAUCUGGAGCGGCUUAGAGCAAGACGACAUGAGAAUUUUGUACAAAUACCUCACCACCUCCCUGUUUCCGCGGGCACAGGAGCCUGAGCUAGCAGGCAGGGAUUCGCCUAUUCGGACUGAGAUGCCAGGGAACCUUCAGCACUAUGGGAGAUUCCUUACUGGACCCUUGAACCUGAAUGAUCCGGAAGCAAAAUGCAGAUUCCCCAAAAUUUUCGUGAAUACCGAUGACACUUAUGAAGCACUCCAUCUAAUCGUGUAUAAGGCCAUGAGUGCGGCUGUGUGCUUCAUGAUUGACGCCUCCCUCCAACUCACUCUGGAUUUCUGCCGAAGACUGGACAGCAUCGUGGGACCGCAGCUCACUGUGUUGGCAUCAGACAUUUGCGAGCAGUUCAACAUCAACAAAAGGAUGUCAGGGUCUGAGAAGGAGCCGCAGUUCAAGUUUAUCUACUUCAACCACAUGAACCUGGCUGAAAAGAGCACGAUCCACAUGAGGAAGACGCCCAGCGUGUGUCUCACCUCCGUUCACCCUGACCUCAUGAAGAUUCUGGGAGACAUCAACAGUGACUUCACCAGGGUGGAUGAAGACGAGGAGAUCAUUGUGAAAGCCAUGAGUGAUUAUUGGGUGGUUGGGAAAAAGUCUGAUCAGCGGGAGCUCUACGUGAUUUUGAAUCAAAAAAAUGCAAACCUGAUUGAAGUCAAUGAGGAGGUGAAGAAGCUGUGCGCCACUCAGUUCAAUAACAUCUUCUUCCUCGACUGACCAGCUCUUGAGCACGUGCAACACACACAGACUUUGCCUCCUGACAAGAGUACAGCAAUACUUGCUCUGAAGAAUUCCAUUUCUAUUCAGUCUGAUGAGCCCAAGGUUUUUAGAUUUUAAAUAUUUAUGUGGGUAAAGGUAAUCAGCUACACCUCAUCAUUCCAUUCUUUUGACCUGAUGUGAUUAUUUUACUGGAAAAUAAGAAGAAUAAAUUGUUAAAGUUUUUUAAA